This is a messenger RNA of Rana temporaria (common frog), 2163 nucleotides long. RefSeq names its product zinc finger protein 2 homolog. The transcript has 2 exons. Bases 26 to 2104 code for a protein of 692 amino acids. The record is from RefSeq and is a predicted model, not a curated record. Gene Ontology annotation, biological process: negative regulation of transcription by RNA polymerase II; regulation of cytokine production; regulation of immune system process. NCBI's taxonomy places the organism in Eukaryota, Metazoa, Chordata, Amphibia, Anura, Ranidae.
UCAGGAUGUCACUGUCUAUUUCUCCAUGGAGGAGUGGGAGUAUAUAGAAGGACACAAGGAUCUCUACAAGGACGUCAUCGUGGAGGAUCAGCCGCCAAUCACAUCACUGGGUUUACCUGAAAGACUUGAGGUGGCACAGCUGUGCCGUGCUGUAAAGGAGGAAUCGGAGUCUAUCAAAUUUGUCAGGGGAGUUAAUACAGAGACAGAGAACACAACAGUUACCAUAAAUCAGGAAUCGGAGCACAAAGAAGAUCUUGCGGAAGGAGAUAGAACAUUAGUAGACCAAGAGAAGGCUGAGGAACAUCAACAAGUCAAUCAGGACUCAGACCACAAAGAAGAUCUCAUGGAAGGAGAUGGAAUAUUAGUAGACAAAGUCAAGGCUGAGGAACAUCAACAAGUCCAUCAAGACUCAGACCACAAAGAAGAUCUCGUGGAAGGAGAUGGAAUAUUAGUAGACAAAGUCAAGGCUGAGGAACAUCAACAAGUCCAUGAGGAACAUCAACAAGUCAAUCAGGACUCAGACCACAAAGAAGAUCUCAUGGAAGGAGAUGGAAUAUUAGUAGACAAAGUCAAGGCUGAGGAACAUCAACAAGUCCAUCAGGACUCAGACCACAAAGAAGAUCUCAUGGAAGGAGAUGGAACAUUAGUAGACAAGGACCAGGCUGAGGAACAUCAACAAGUCCAUGAGGAACAUCAACAAGUCCAUCAGGACUCAGACCACAAAGAAGAUCUCAUGGAAGGAGAUGGAAUAUUAGUAGACAACGUCAAGGCUGAGGAACAUCAACAAGUCCAUGAGGAACAUCAACAAGUCCAUCAAGACUCAGACCACAAAAAAGAUCUUGUGGAAGGAGAUGGAACAUUAGUAGACAAGGACCAGGCUGAGGAACAUCAACAAGUCCAUACAAGUCCAAAACUGUUCUACUGCUCUGAGUGCAAGAAGACUUUUCGGGAAAAGACAAAGCUUAAAAGGCACCUAAAGGUCCACACCGGGGAAAAGCCGUUUCCAUGCAAAGAUUGCGGGAAGUGUUUCGCGGAGAAAUCGACACUUCAGAGACACUCGCGGUCGCACUCCAAGGAGCGGCCGUACCCUUGCCCAACAUGCGGGAAGGACUUCAUCAGGAGGAGCACUCUCAUCAUCCAUCUCCGGAUUCACACAGGGGAAAAGCCUUACGUGUGCAGCGAAUGCGGGAGGGGCUUCAACCAGAAGUUCGACCUAAAAAAACACGAGAUGGCCCACACGGGUGAGAAACAGUUUUUCUGCGAAGACUGCGGCAAACGUUUUGCGCAAAAGCGGUCGCUGGCCCAACACAAGCAGGUUCACACCGGGGAGAAGCCCUAUGUGUGCGCCGUGUGUGGGAUGAGCUUCACCCAUCGUUUGCUCCUCGUCGUUCACAAGACGACUCAUUCCGGCGAGAAACCUUACAAGUGCUCCGAGUGUGGGAGUUGCUUUUCCCGAAGGACGCACCUCAUCGUUCACCAGAAACUUCACGCUGGGGAGAAGCCCUUUGCCUGCUCUGAGUGCGGGAAGAGCUUCUCCAGUAACUUGCGUCUUCAAACUCACAAGAGGAUUCAUUCCGCCGACCACUCCUAUUCGUGUUCAGAAUGUGACAAAUCCUUUCUCCACAAAUCAAAGCUGAUCCUGCACCAGGUGAUUCAUACCGGGGAACGGCCUUUUUCAUGCCCCGAUUGCGGGAAGUGUUUUCCCCGUAAGGGAGAACUGACUGUUCACCAGAGGAGGCAUCUGGUCGAGAAGCCUUAUUCGUGUUCCUGGUGUGGAAAAUCCUUCCACUUGAACUCGGCGCUGGUCAACCACCAACGAAUCCACACGGGGGAACGGCCUUAUACUUGUCCUGAAUGUGAGAAGUGUUUCACCCGGCGUGGAGCACUGACGGCCCACCAGAGGACACACACUGGGGAGAAGCCAUAUACGUGUUCGGAGUGCGGGAAAUCCUUUACCCAAAAGACGGGACUCAACACGCAUCGGCGUAUCCACACUGGUGAACGGCCUUAUGUUUGUCCUGACUGUGGGAAGUCCUUUACGCGCCGUUCCUACCUCACUCAACACCAGAAGGCCCACCUCUCAGAGAGUUCACUUCCCAAUUAGCAUUCUUGUUAGUUCUCGAUACGAGGGUUCUUCAAAAAGUUUCUGCACUUUUUUUAAAA